CUCGCCCUCCGCGCCGAGGAUGCUGCGCGCCGUGCUGCUGCUGGGCUCGCUGCUGCUGGGGGCCGCUCGCGGCGCCGAGGCAGUCGAUGAGGACCACAACAGCUGCAGGAACCCCGACGGGGACGCCGCGCCCUGGUGCUACAUCCAAGGCGCUACCGGGAUCCCCGAGCGGCGAUCCUGCGACAUCGCCCAGUGCUCAGAUGCUACAGCUACCACAGUCCCAGUGCCUACAGCAGAAGUUGGUACAUCCCAGGAGGAUGAGCAGGUGUUUGAACCAGCUGAUACCUUGCCCUCCCGGAGCGAGGCAGCCGCGGUGCAGCCCGUCAUUGGCAUCAGUCAGAGAGUACAGAUGAACUCCAAAGAAAAGAAGGACUUAGGGACACUAGGUUAUGUGCUGGGGCUGAUCAUGAUGGUGAUAAUCAUUGCCAUCGGGGCUGGCAUUGUCCUGGGAUACAUCUAUAAGAGGGGUAAAGACCUGAAGGAGAAGCACGAACAGAAGGUUUAUGAGCGUGAAAUGCAGCGCAUCACGCUGCCCCUGUCAGCAUUCACCAACCCCACGUGCGAGCUUGUGGAUGAGAACACCAUUGUGGUGCACACCAACCAGACACCCGUGGAGGACACGCGGGACGGCAGCGGCCCCCUCAUGGGGCAGGCGGGGACUCCUGGUGCCUGAGCAACUCAGGCAGGAGCGCUACAGGCUGAGCAAAGCCUCCAGCUUCCCACUGUGAGUGCAGGGGUUGCGUGUGUUCAUUUCUAUUUUGUUUUCUUUUUGAUGAACGCCGGAUGAAGGUGAUGCAGAGGAACAGAACAAUGGGCUAUUCAUCAUCUCUUUGUGGGGCACCAUUCAGUGCAUGACCAGCUGGGGACUGGUGUGGUGGACCCUGCUGCUUCCUCCCACCUAUCUCCAUGGUGUGCCAAGGAGCUGGGGGGGACGAUGGGCCAGGCUUACAACUGGCCACAGAUCCCAUAGCCCGGAGUGUGGUCGUGGCUUCCUCUUUUUCUCUUCUUUUCCUAUUUAACGGUGUGCACUGUUACUUAAGUUUCAGCCUGGAACCUCAGGAGAGAACAGUACUGCAGGGACUGAGGGGAGCUUUAUGUCAGAUUUAGCUAGAUAAUUACACUCUGAUUAUAGUUCCUGCCUUUUUGCUUUAGUGGCUGAGAGCUGGAAGCACUGUCCAGAAUCCUGCUACUGGAUCAGGUUUUUUUCCAAGGAAGAGCUUAUUUGAGGGAUGUCUUUGGCCAGAAGCAGUAUGUUUAGCCCCAGUGCUCUCCUCAAGCUCUUGACAAAUCCAGGUCUUCCAGGGCUGAGGCCACUUCUUCAUUUCCCUGUGGUGCUACAUGCACAGCCACAGUUAUAGAUGUCCAGGGGGUCUGUCUGUGCCUCCUGCUCACUUAAACAGAUCAGGAAGGCAAGGGUGAGUGGUAGAUAGUUGUGGAGUGAAGAAAACAAACUGCCCUUCAGUUACUUACAGCAGGUUAAAUACUGAGGAUAGAUAACAUCCUCUUUUGAACUCCCUUGGCUUCCUACAGAGCCAGGGUUGGACAGAGUGGCCAAGCUGUGGAGGUCACCCUGAUCACACUGCAGCAGUUCUGGCUCUAAGGGCAGAACAGGGCAGCUGCUCUGUAAGAUACUGAAGUUCUGGCGUGGCUCCUGGCCCAGCCUCUGUCACAUUCAGCUUGUGCAGCAAGACUACUUACUUACAGAGCCUGGUCCUAUUAGAGAGGCUUUGUAACAACUUUUAUUAGCAUUUCAGGGGGUUUGGAAGGGAUGGUUGCUGCAGUGUCUCCCUAAUGGCAGCAAAGCAAGGCCAGUUCAGGGAAACAUCUGUCCCCGCUUCAGGGGAUUCAAGCCAUUCAAGUAAGUUUUCCAGCCAUCUGCUUUAUAGCUGUGGGCCUAAAAGGGAGCAGCACUUGGCAACAGGGGUUUUAGUGUUAAUGUUUGAUUCAGAAAAGGGAAAUAUUUUAUUUUUAAAUGCCUUUGAAUACCAUUUCUUUGUAAAAUGUUUUAAAUACCUCAUUAUGAGAAGGUGCAGACUGUGCUACCUUGUAUUAAAGCUUAAAAGAAGAAUGCUCUGUAGA
Molecule: messenger RNA, 2079 nt
Organism: Pseudopodoces humilis (Tibetan ground-tit)
Lineage: Eukaryota; Metazoa; Chordata; Aves; Passeriformes; Paridae
Source: RefSeq, a predicted model, not a curated record